AUGGCGCCUUCGCCCCUCGUGCCGCCCUUCGCGGCGCCGCAUCUCGCGCGCAGGUUCUUGCCGCGACCGGUCUUCGUCGUGAGCGGCGCGCGCACGCCGAUUGGGUCCUAUAUGGGCGCCUUCAAGAACCUCUCCGCGCCUCGCCUCGGCGCCAUCGCGAUGGGCGGCGCACUCCGCAGAGCGGGAAUCGAAGGCGGACAAAUCGACCAAGUCGUCGUGGGCCAGGCCCUCCCGGCCGGAGGCGGCCAGGCGCCCCAGCGACAGGCGGCCCUUGGUGCAGGCAUUCCGCAGAGCACAGAUGUCUACGCAGUGAACAAGGUCUGCGCGUCGGGCAUGAAGGCGCUGUGCCUCGGCGCGUCUGAGAUCGCCCUCGGCGUCCACGACGCCGUCCUGGCUGCGGGCAUGGAAAGCAUGUCCAGAGUCCCCUACAUGCUCCCGAAGUCGACGGAGGGCGAUCUGCGCGUGGGGCACGCGGAGCUCAAAGACGGGGUCCUGCACGACGGCUUGUGGGAUCCUUACAGCGCGAUGCACAUGGGCUUGUGCACAGAGAAAGUUGUUUCACGCAUGCGCAUCAGCCGCGCCGAGCAAGACGCUUACGCAGUCGAGUCGUAUAAGCGCGCCGCGGAAGCGUGGAAGUCCGGUCUUAUCGAGAACGAAGGCAUCGAGCCUGUCACCAUUGACGCCGGGGGCAAGAAGGGCGAAACGCGGCAAAUUACCCAGGACGAAGAAUUCUCGCGAAUUAAACUCGACAAAGUGGCGAGUUUGAAGCCGAGCUUCAAGAAGGAAGGAACGAUCACCGCGGCCAACGCCUCCAAGAUCAGCGACGGGGCAGUCGCCGCGAUUCUCAUGUCUGAAGAGAAGAUCAUCAACCUUGACAUCAGUCCCGUCGCGCGCAUCCUGGCGUUCGCCGACGCAGCAGUGGCGCCUGUCGACUUCGCGCUGGCGCCGGAGUUGGCGAUCCGGACGGCCCUCCGCCGCGCGCAGUUGGACUCGGCAGACUACUACGAAAUCAACGAGGCCUUUGCGGCGGUGGCGCUCGCGAACAUGCGCUUGCUGAAGCUCGAUCCUUCCCGCGUCAACGUCCACGGGGGCGCGGUCGCCCUGGGGCACCCGCUAGGGAUGUCGGGCUUGCGGAUCGUUCUCUCCCUUAUCAACGUCCUGCACACGCGGAACGCCAAGUAUGGCUGCGCGGCGAUAUGCAACGGGGGCGGCGGCGCGACCGCGGUAGUUGUCGAGAUCGUGUGA
This is a messenger RNA of Besnoitia besnoiti, 1245 nucleotides long. RefSeq names its product acetyl-CoA acetyltransferase. Gene Ontology annotation, molecular function: acetyl-CoA C-acetyltransferase activity. The transcript is spliced from 8 exons. The coding region runs from base 1 to 1245 and encodes 414 amino acids. The record is from RefSeq and is a predicted model, not a curated record. Lineage: Eukaryota; Apicomplexa; Conoidasida; Eucoccidiorida; Sarcocystidae. Gene Ontology annotation, biological process: fatty acid beta-oxidation.